CUCCGGUGGAGACGCUCCGAUACACUCUGGAGCAACACCAUCAUCAUCAUCAUCGUCAUCAUCAUCAUCUGUACGGGAAAAUAUUUGAACGGAACUGAGAAAAAAUAUAUUUUGAUCUCACUUCGACUGACGUUACUUUUCGACCAGUGGCAGUGGAGGAGAAAAUACAGAUAUAUAUAUAUAUAUUUUUUCCAUUUAUGCGUAAAAGUGUUUUUUGGUUGAGUUAUUAAUUAACUGGAGAGGAAUAUCGGCUUCGUGCUGAUAUUCACUGGAUGGACUUUGCGCACUGGAUGGUUUUGCGCUCUUCUCUUCACGCACCAAAAAAACGGAUUUAGGAGUUAAUUAGGAGAUUUCAAAUCACAGUGCUGUGCUGCUGCAGGGGAACUUUGCUCUUUCCCCCCCGCACAUAAACAGUUGUUUACACAGCUGACAUCAUUUUCCAUCGGAUCCCAGUCAGAGACGCGUCUCGCGGCUCUGGCGGACACUUUGCUGUCUUCUCCAACUGAAACGGGUUUGAUGGAAACAUGACCAAAGCUGUUCUCUUACACAGACUCCCCUUCCACCUGCUCCCUCUGCUGCUGCUGCUUCAUGGCUCUCCGGUGUGUGCGUCCGCGCAGCCCGGGCACCCAGCGCGCUAUUUCGGACACAUAGCGGAGAACUCCCCGGCUGGGACGCGGGUGUCCGGGGUGCUGCUGCCGCUGCUGGGAGCCGCCGGCUGCCCCGGCGCGGACCUGAACGCCAGCCUGCUUGGGGAUUACGCGUCCGAUUUCCGUCUUAUUCACUACCACGGCCACCGGGACCACCGCCACCACCUGGGGCUGGUCUCCGCCAAAGCUCUGGACCGGGAGUUCAUAGCGAUGUACGAGCUGACGGUGCGGCUGCCGCCGCGCUGUCAGAGGAAAGCGGCCGCCGUGCAGGUGGAAGUGUCGGACAGGAACGACAACGUCCCCCGGUUCACCGGCGGGAACCAGACGGUGGAAGUGCACGAGCUGACGCCGCUCGGCACCGAGCUGGCUCGCUUCGGCGCGAAAGACGGCGACGCGGAGAGGAACGGCCGCGUCACGUUUUACGCGGCGCCGCAGUCUCCGCUGCUGCACGUAGUUCCACAGACGGGGCAGGUGAAGUUGGUCGGGUCGCUGCUGGGGGUCAGCCGGUUGACGCUGAGGCUGCACGUGAGUGACGGCGGGGAUGUGGCGCUGACGGGAGAGCCGGUGUUCCUGCGCGUCAACGUCCGCGGCUCUGGCGGAGCGAGAGCUCGGCGGAGGCUCCGCGCUCUCACCGAGGAGCUGAGCUACACCGUUACCGUCCCGGAUAACAGCAGAGUCGGGGAUCUGGUGUUCACGGUGCCGGACCAGAGGUUCGAGCAGCGGCGGUUCGAGGUGAUUUCCGAACCCGACUCUCCGGUCCAGAUCGAGCGGGACUCGGGGCGUCUGUACCUGGCGCGCAGCCUGCGCGAGCCCGCAGAGGUGGCGGUGAAGAUCCAAAACCUCCGAGGUGACGAGUGGUACCUGUGCAGGUUAACUCUGAGCAUGCCCAGCCAGGCCGACCUGCAGUGGGCCAUGUUUCCCUCGCCGUACCUCGGUGCUGUGGGUCCUGAUUCCUCGCCUGGCUCUGUAGUGUACCGACUGUCAGCGCGGCAACGAGACGGGAUUCUCGGACAAGCCCAGUUCCUCCUACUAGACAGUGGGGAGGAGUGCUUCGAGGUGGACCGUCGCUCCGGUGAGAUUAGGACCACGGGACGACCUCUGACCCCCAGUAAGGAGUACCUGCUGCGGGUGCAGGCGAUGGACGGGAGUGGUCGUAAAGGCACGCCGGCCACAGUGGCCAUCCUGGCCGGCUACCGGCCGCCGCAGUUCACCAACGCCACCUACAGCCUGAACGUACCGGAGAACACGCCUGUCGGACAACCUGUCUCGGUGGUUCAGGCCGUCUCCUUCCAGAAGAAGACUCUGUCCUACAUGCUGCUGGUGAAUCCUGGGAAUCUGUUCAGCAUCAACCAGGAGAGCGGCGCGCUCAGCCUCACCAGGACGGUGGACUACGAGAGCGGACACAACCUCCACACCCUGCAGGUCCGCGCCUCCGAACCCGACACUGGCCUCAGCGGCGUGGCAGAGGUUGUCGUCCACGUAACGGAUGAAAACGACUGCACGCCGGAGUUCCUCCACUCCAUCUACACCAGAGACAACAUACCUGAGAGCAUCGCACCGGGAAGCUCCCUGCUGCAAGUCCGGCCCGGGCCGAGGGCCUUUCGGAAGCGCGUGAACGCGGAGCUCUCGUACUUCGUCCACGGCGGCGACUUUGACAUCACGUCGGGGGGCGUGGUCAGCCCCGCCCGUCGCCUGGACUACGAGCGACCCAAUCACGUCUACGAGUUUGUGGUGGUCGCCGUGGACGCGGGGACGCCCCCCCGCACGGGCACCGCCUCCGUCCGCAUCCGGGUCGCCAACAGCAACGACGAGGCGCCCGUCUUCUCCCAGAGCGCUUAUAAGACGUUCCUCAGUGAGGAUGCCGGUCCAGACACGCUGGUCGCCAUCGUUCACGCCAACGACCCGGACGGAGACGCCGUCUCUUACGCCAUCACCGGCGGCAACGAGGACAGCAACUUCCUGCUGGACAACCAGAAGGGCAUCAUCAAGCUGCGGAGGAGCCCCCCUCCGAGGCUCCGGGGACCGCAGUACGUUCUCAACAUCACCGCCACCGACGACAACGCGUCCGGUGGGCCGUACCCGCUCAGCAGCUCUGCCCAGGUCAUCGUAGGGAUCAACGACGUCAACAACAACAAGCCGCUCUUCCAGGAGUGUCACAACUACAGUCUGAACGCGGUGGUCCUGGAGAACCAGCCGCCGGGGACGUUUGUCCUGCGCGUCCAGGCCCACGACGCCGACAUGGGCGUCAACGGAGAGGUCAAAUACGGCAUCAUGCACCGAGACGGAGUUUCGUCCGGGUUCGACAUCGAUCCUGACACCGGUGUGAUUGCCUCGACGGUGAGUUUCGACCGGGAGCGUCAGAGGGAGUACACGCUGUCGGUGACGGCCACGGAUCAGGCCGAGGAGCCGCUCAUCGGGAUCUGUCAGAUCACCGUCCUCAUUGCCGACCAGAACGACAACGACCCCAAGUUUGAAAACAGCCGCUACCAGUACUUCCUGCGGGAGGACACUCCCGUGGGAACUAGUUUCCUGCGAGCGGCGGCGCACGACGACGACCAGGGGAGCAACGCGGCCAUCACCUACUCGCUGUCCAGUCAGAAGCCAGCUUACCUGCACGUCAACCCCAGCACGGGCUGGAUUUACGUCAACCACCCCAUCUCACAGACGUCCAGGAUCAACCAGCAGAUCGUGGCGUCGGACGGCGGGAACCGCAGCAGCUCCGUGGAGCUGAGCGUCAUCAUCACAAACGUCCACAACCAGCCGCCGCACUGGGAGCAGCCCGAGUACUGGGUCACCGUGCCGGAGAACACCGCGCGAGACGCCAAGAUAGUGACCAUCAAGGCGACGUCACCUCUCGGGGACCCGCGGGUGACCUACAACCUGGAGGAGGGCCAGGUGCCAGAGACCAACAUGCCGGUGCGCUUCUACGUCAAGCCCAACCGGGCGGACAGCUCGGCAUCCAUCCUGGUGGCCGAGAACCUGGACUACGAGAGCACGCGCUUCUUCGCGCUGCGAGUGCGAGUCCAGAACGUCGCCGCCGUGCCGCUGGCGUCCUUCACCACCGUCUACGUCAACGUGACGGACGUGAACGACAACGUCCCUUUCUUCCUGUCGUCCACCUACGAGGCCACGGUCCCCGAGGGCGCCGAGGUCGGCACGUCGGUGGCUCAGGUGUCGGCCACGGACCUGGACUCCGGUCUGCACGGGAUGGUCCACUAUGUGAUCCUGAAGGACGAGAGUGGGGACUCUCAGUUCUUCAGCAUCGACUCGCGCAGCGGCGCCAUCGCCACCCGAGCGUCCUUCGACCGUGAGCAGAAAGCCUCCUACCUGAUCGAGGUCCAGUCCCAGGACGGCUCCGAGUCGGACAGACCAGGACAGCAGGGACAACCCAACACUGACACGGCGUACGUCAGGGUCUUCGUCGCCGACGUCAACGACAACGCCCCGGCGUUCGCCCGGCCGGUGUACGAGGUGAGCGUGGAGGAAGACAAGGAGGUCGGCUUCGUCCUCAUCACCGUCACCGCCAACGACGAGGACGAAGGCGCCAACGCCAAGCUGCGCUACCAGAUCACGUCCGGAAACGCCAUGGGCACCUUCGACGUGGAGCCCGAGGUGGGCACCAUCUUCGUGGCCCAGCCGCUGGACUACGAGAUGGAGCAGCGCUACGAGCUGCGGCUGGUCGCCUCCGACGGAAAGUGGGAGAACGAGACGCUGGUGGUGGUUCAGGUGGUCAAUCGCAACGACGAGGCGCCCGUCUUCAGCCAGACGGAGUACCACGCCGCCGUGACGGAGGAGCUCACCCAGCUGCCCGUGUUCAUGCUUGAGGUGUCGGCCACCGAUCCGGACCAAGAGGCUGACCAGACGGCCCUGCGCUACUCCCUCCACGGCCAGGGCGCCGGCGGAGAGUUCACCAUUGACGAACACACUGGAAAAAUCCACGCCCAACGGCGCCUGGACCGCGAGGAGCGCCCGGCCUGGAGAUUCCUUGUCCUCGCCACGGACGAGGGAGGAGCGGGACUCACGGGAUUUGCCGACGUGCUGUUGGAGGUCCGAGACGUCAACGACAACGCACCCUUCUUCCCGUGCCCAGCUAUGGAGGUAGACGGAUGUUUUGUCGGCCAAGUGCCUGAAAAUUCGCCCGCCGACACCUCCGUCAUGGAGAUGCGCGCCAUGGACCUGGACGACCCCAACGAGGGCAAGAACGCCAUGUUGACCUACAGCAUCAUCAAGAACGUACGCAACGAGAUUAACCUCAACCUGUUCUCCAUCAACGCCAGCACAGGGACCAUCUACACGGUUCUACGUUCGCUGGACCGGGAGGCCGAGGAACGGUAUCUGGUGGUGGUUGAGGCCAGGGACGGAGGGGGUUUGGCGGGAACAGGGACAGCCACCAUCAUGGUUUCAGACGUCAACGAUCACCCGCCCGUCUUUACUCAGAAGAUCUACACCGCUCAGAUAACCGAGGACCUUGAGGUGAACAGCGAGGUUCUCGUAGUUUCUGCCACGGACGGCGACGAGGGUGAGAACGCCGUGGUAACAUUCAGCAUCGUCGGGGGCGACGAGGACAGGAAGUUCUUCGUGGAGACUGACAAAGUGAACCGUCGCGGCGUGAUAAAACUCAAGAAGAAGGUUGACUUCGAGAAGCCCCGCGAGAGGACUUUCAAUCUGACCCUGAAGGCCGAAGACGCUGAUUUCUCCGGCCUGUCGUACUGCCUCGUUCAGGUGGAAGACGCCAAUGACCACGCCCCCGUAUUUUUCCCGCAAUUCUACGAGUCGCCGGCCAUGUCCGAAGACAUUCCUGUGGGGACAAUCGUUGCUCAGGUUACAGCUUCGGAUCUCGACUCGGGCCAAAACGGACGCUUUUCUUACAGUAUUUCCAAAGAGUCGGACCCUCAUGCUCAGUUUCUGGUGGACCAGUCCGGUUGGGUGGUCGUGGCCGAUUCUCUCGACAGGGAGAAAAUCUCGCAGCACAGGAUCAUGGUCCUCGCCACAGACGCCGGGAGUCCUCCGAUGACUGGCACCGCCAUCGUCGUCGUAACCGUGCUUGACGUCAACGACAACGGGCCUGAAUUCGAGGUCUCCUACGAGCCUGUCGUUUGGGAGAACGCGCCGGCUCCGCAGGCGGUUCGGAUGAACGAAACCUCCCUCCUCCUCCACGCCACCGACCGCGACACGUCCACCAACGGAGGACCGUUCUCCAUACGGCUUCUCAUGCUCACCUCGGACGCCACCAACUUCAAUUUGACGGACUUUCGAAACGGCAGUGCGUCCAUCACCGCCCUCCGGACCUUUGACCGCGAGCGGCAGAAGGAGUACCGCCUCCCGAUUCUCAUGAUUGACAGCGGCACACCGCCGAUGAGCUCCACCAGCACGCUAACGGUCGUCAUUGGUGACAGGAACGACCACCCUCACUCACCGGGACACACCCACUUCAUCGUCUACAGUUAUGAGGGUAUUCUCCCGACGACGGCGCUCGGACGAGUUCAAUCCCCCGACCUUGAUGACUGGAGUGAGAAGGUGUACCGGUUCGAAGGCAAACCAUCCAGGUGGUUUGGUCUGAACCAGAGCUCCGGGACGCUCAGCAUCAGGGAGGGGGCUCCCCCGGGGUCCUACCAGCUGCAGGUGCGCGUGUCGGACCGCACCUGGCCCGACGCCACCUCCACGGCUCAGGUAGAGGUCAGGCGGCUGCAGCAGGACGCCCUGACGAACGCCGCCUCCCUCCGCAUCAACAAUCUGACGGUGGAGGAGUUUUUCAGCAGCAGUGGAGGUGAGGAGAGUCGAUACUCCCGUCUGGGUCGGAUGUUAGCCGACCUCCUGGAGACGUUGCCGGGAAACGUCCAGAUCUUUUCUGCAGGCGACGCCGGCCAGCGCGGCGUGAAGGCGCUCAACGUGUGGUUUGCUGCUCACGGCUCGCCGUACUACAAGGCAGAGAAGCUGCACGGCUACGUGGCGGCAAACACAGCCACGUUGGAGGCCAUGUUGGGCGUGUCAAUCCUUCAGGUGGGCGUUGACGAGUGUCCCUACACGGACUGCAGUGUGUCCGGAGGCUGCAGCAGCGAGGUUUCAUUCAGCCAGACCCCGGUGGCUCUCAGCACCGGAAACACCUCUCUGGUGUCGCUGGCCGCAUCAUCGACGGCGCGGUGCGGCUGCCGAGGCCGAGAGGCCAUUCACCUGCCCUGCGCCGCCUACCCCACCAACCCCUGCCUCAACGGGGGCACCUGCCAGGACGGGCCACUGGGAUACGGGUGUAAGUGUCCUCCCAUGUUUGACGGUCCCGAGUGCCAGCAGACCAAACACAGCUUCGGCGGCCAGGGCUAUGCCUGGUUUCCUCCCAUCAUGCCUUGCUUCCAGAGCCACAUAUCCCUGGAGUUCCUGGCUGAGGCGGCGAGCGGGCUGCUCCUCUACAACGGGCCGCUCGGCCCCGCCCACUCUGGGGAGCGGGAGGACUUCAUCGCCGUAGAGUUGAGGAACGGCGUUCCAGCACUGAGUGUAAACCACGGAUCAGGAACCCUGACCCUGCAGCUCCCGCCCAAGUCCACCGUCAACGACCGCCGCUGGCACCGCCUCGACAUCGUCAGCGACGGAAAGGCUGUCCAGCUGAUCCUGGACCAGUGUGGGGGGGCGGCAGUGAACGAGUUGGAGGGUGUCAGCGGGGACGCCCAGGAGACGGACGAGUCCGGCUGCAGAGCUGCAGGAGAGACGCCAGGAAACCAGAGGUAUCUGAACGUCUUCCAGCCUCUUCAGUUGGGAGGAAUGAAGGAAACGUCUCCGCAUCGGCGUUACCGCAGUUUCACCGGCUGCAUCCGAAACCUGGUGGUCGACAGUCAGGUGUACGACCUGGCGUCUCCAGGCGAGAGCGUGGACAGCGCCCCGGGGUGCAGGCUGACCGACGGGGUGUGUGUGACCGCGGCCGGUCCCUCCUGCGGCGCUCACGCCUCCUGCCUCGCCGACUGGGGCUCCUUCAGCUGCGAGUGCCACCCAAGAUACACGGGACACAAGUGUGACAGCGCCGUCCCAGAGUUCUCCUUCGACUCGGGCAGCGUUGUGCGUUAUCAGCUCAGAGGAGGCGGCAGCUCUCGCCGCACAAACGUCCAGCUGCUCCUCCGAACCAGAGCCACCUCGGGCACCCUGCUCUCCGUGACGUCCCGGGAUGCCAGCGAGUAUAUCGUCCUGGAGAUCAUGGAGGGUCACCUCUCUGUUCGGGCCAACCUGGGCGACGGCGCCCACGCCCUGCGGCUCCCCGGCCAGCGGCUGGACAUCGGCCAGUGGGUCCUGGUCGGCCUCGUUCGCCAUGACAACCUCUUCACCCUGCGGCUGGAGCAGGGCGGGGGCUCGCGGGAGGUCCAGGCCCGGCUGGGGAGCCGCAGGGAGAUGGUGGUUCACCCGGCCAGCGUGAUGGUCGGCAACGGGCCGACCGCUGGAGACCAGGCCGACUUUCACGGCUGUCUGCGGGACGUUCGUUUCAACGCUCAGGUCCUGCCUCUGGACGGGCAGAGCCGGGACUUGGUGACGGUGUUGGAGAGGCGGGGCGUCACCUCGGGGUGCUCUAGCGACGCCUGCAGCAGCCAGCCGUGCCUCAGCCCACUGCGCUGCAUCGACCUGUGGCGGAAACACCAGUGCAAGUGCCCCGGUGGUCAGGUGACAGUGACAGAUGACUCCGGGCAGCAGCGCUGCGUGCCGUCGCCCUGCCGACCGUCUUCCUGCCGCAACGGCGGCACGUGCCAGGCGCUGUCGCCCGACACGUACCAGUGCCGCUGUCAGGAGGGGUUCAGGGGUCAGCGCUGUGAGCUGGGGCAGGUCAAAGGUCACCGGCUGGCCGCCCUCAGCCCCAGCUCCAUCCUGGCCAUCAGCAUGUGUCUGCUCGUCUUCUUCGCGGUGCUGGUGGCGGUGACGGUGUGGAACCAGAAAGGCAGCCGCAACAAGUUCAGGAAGCGAGGAGUUUACCACAUCCCCGCUGAACACGAGAGCUGGGAGGACAUCCGAGAAAACAUCCUCAACUACAACGAGGAGGGAGGGGGGGAGCAGGACCAGAACGGAUAUGACAUCACCGAGUUGAAGCGCCCGCUGUGCUCCAGUCUGUCCCAGUCCUCGUCUUGCACCACGGCGCCGCUCAUCAAGUCCUCGCCCGGCUCGCAGGAGGAAGUCCACCCGUCGGGCUCCUCCUGCAGCUCCGGCGCUCCCUACCUCAGCAUCCCGCAUCACCACCACCACCACCACUACCAGCACGCCACCGCCAACGCCUUCGCCAACUACACCCCUCACGUAGGCAGGGACGUCCCGCCAGAGACGCGGGACGGUUACGCGGACGCCCCGUCGGGGCCGCGCUCUCACGUGGACUUCAAAAGCUACGUGGCGCGAAUCAUCUGGGAGGCGGACAACGACGGCGAGGCGCUGCCGCCGGACGCCUACCACGUCUGGUGCGUGGAAGGCUCCGGGUCGUCGGCGGGAAGCCUCAGCUCGCUGGGGUCUGCCGCGUCACGCAGAAACGUUGUCGCCGGGGACGACGCCGACGAGGAAGAAGAGGGCGAAGGAGGGUUUGUUUGCGACAGGCUGUCGCGCUGGGGCCCAAAGUUCCAGGCUCUGAGCGAGAUGUACGACCGGCCCCAGCUGGCCCUCACGUACAGGGACGCCGUGGCGUACAUACAGCGGAGCCACAGCCACGACCCGCUGCCCCACCACCACCAUUAGGGGGCGCUACACAGACAGUUACACCAGUGACUGCACAAGGCUCUGGUUCCGGGUAGGGCUGGGUACCGAAUUCAUUCGACUUUUUAGGCACCAACCGGAUUGCCUCUGAAGCAUCAUGUAUGACGUCAUUCAAUACCAAAUUUCAAUACCUAAAGGAGUCAAUCUCAUCAGCGUCAGUGAGCCAAUAAGCAUGCAGCAUGCUUCUACCAAGAUCUAAUAAUGCCUGUGAUUGGCUGUCUAACGUUACACGUCGUAGAGACGCACAGGAGCUCUCGUUUUAUUGCCACGUUGCAACGUUUUGUCGCGGCUGAAGGUGGCCCAGGUGUUUUCAUGGCCCACGUUCAGCCCCAACAACACGUGGCAACGUUUAAAAAAAAAAAACUGAAACAGGGUUGCGUUGAACACCCUGUUGUUUACAGACACGUCUCUGCUGAUUGGCUAUCACCUUUUGACAUACCCACCAAUGAGACACACCCACCAAAAGAGAGAAAACACAUCUCAAAGCCUAAAACAUGUUGUUCAACCAGGAAACCAUGGCAAAAAAUUUUUUUGAGGUUGAACGUGGCCCUGUGUAGGUGCAUACUGGGCCUUAAAAUCUGAUUGGCUGCACCUUAAAAUCCUCAGUCCUGAUUUGCUGCUGGUGCUGAUUAAAGGCAAGGCCAACCAUUCACCCUGUAACCAAUCAGGAGAGGCAGCUGCCAUGUGAGUAAAAUGUUUUUAGCUCAAAAUGAACUGAGGGCACACGUUUAGUUUGUAGGAAAAUGAGACUUUUCAUCAAACAGAAACUGGUUCACACUCAAAAGAAAUAGUUUUUAAGCACUUCUCAUUUCUGGUGUAUAUAUGCAUUACAAAGAUUUUGAAUAUGAACCAGUUUGCUUGUUUUUUGCUGGUGUCGAAAACUCCCUCGGUGGCUGUAGCAGAAUGUAGUUGUUGCCUUUUUUUUGUCUUUUUUGAUAUAAGUGGGGCUACAACUAACUAUUUGAAUCAUCUAUUAAUCUGCCAAGUCUUUUCUCAAUUAAUUGUCUCUGGAACGUCUGAAAUUUGUGGAAAAAGUUGUCUUGAAAUUUCUCGUUUUGUCGUAAAGACAUUCAUUACAAUCUAGAAUAAAGAAAAGCGCAGCUCCUAUCCAGAUAGCUUGACAAGUUACUUGUGCGGUUUAUGGAAUAACCAAAUAGUUUGCCAACAAAUUGACAAAUCAUUUCAGCUCUUUCUGCUGGGAGUCAGAAGUGUUAAUAUCCUGCACACAAAGACGCAGAUUGCUUUGUGUGUCAUAAUGAAAAAUGGCGUCAAUAGAAACAAAUGCCGUCAGAAAUCCUCCCGUGUCUUCAGGAGAUGCUCUGCUCCCCUGGCGCUGACGGAUGGCGGCAGUAAAGCGGUGACACGUUCAGGGCCGCAGGUUCAUCCCACUCUCCGGAUGUUUUCGUCAUGUAGAAAAGCAACUGUGCGACGAAGAGGGUCGAAGUUUUCAGUUCAGCGGCUUGAAAUAACGAAGCACCGGGAGAACCGUUGAUGGGUUCAUGUAGCAGCUUUACACAACAACGUGUCAAACAUCUUUAUUUAUGUCACUUUUUCCAAGUUCAACGUGCUGUAUCUAUUUCAUUUGUCGGCAGUUUCUCGGUCACUGGCUUUUAUUCUUGAAAAAUGUGGACUUUCAGAGUAAAAGGCGACUGUGUUUAUGUUUUCCGGGGGGAAUAUUAGCAUCAAACUAUGUCAGAAAUGUUGCGGGUGACUUAAGAAUGCUUCUGGUUCAUUUGUUAACUCUGACAACAUCAAGGUCUCGAUGUGAGUCUUCUGUUUAGGGCAUUUUAAUGUAGCGUUUAAAUCUUUUUAUCUGCGCCCCGGCAGUUUACACUUUACCACACAACCCCGCACCCGGCAAACAAAAACUUAUUUCCACAGAGAAAAUCUCCCAAGGCCUUUUAUUUUUUUUCCCCCUUCUUAAGAAACAUCUAUUCCCGUCGCUGCUGUCGGCAUUUUCUACAAAUUAACCUCCAACGAACCCAAGAAAACUGCUUUUAUCCUCUCUUUUCUACCUUCCUGUUGCACUAGCAAAUGCUGCAGAGUCCUCAACACGGCACCGAGGAAUCUGUCUGCCAGUAGCACAAAAGCGUGGACAAAUAAAGGCCUUGCGAGCGCGCCGUGCGAAACCCCCUUUUUAACCCCAAAGUUUCCAACAUGUAAAAUAAGAUUUGAUAGUUUUGAAAUGAGAGAUUAUUUUUCUACUCCCUCGUAGAGACUUCCCAGGAGCUCCUUUCCACUUUCAGUUAGGUCGUGCAUCGCGUAAACGUGCUUGAUGGCGUCACUUUGGGUGCUUCUGUUGUUUCACUAGUUUGUCAUCUUGUUCGGGGCCGACGUUAGACGUGAAUUCGCCGAGGCUCCAGGG
Molecule: messenger RNA, 11718 nt
Organism: Perca fluviatilis (European perch)
Lineage: Eukaryota; Metazoa; Chordata; Actinopteri; Perciformes; Percidae
Product: neural-cadherin
Exons: 34
Coding region: 525-9335 (2936 amino acids)
Biological process (GO): calcium-dependent cell-cell adhesion; homophilic cell-cell adhesion; multicellular organism development
Cellular component (GO): catenin complex; adherens junction; plasma membrane
Molecular function (GO): cadherin binding; calcium ion binding
Source: RefSeq, a predicted model, not a curated record